Molecule: messenger RNA, 2217 nt
Organism: Penicillium verrucosum
Lineage: Eukaryota; Fungi; Ascomycota; Eurotiomycetes; Eurotiales; Aspergillaceae
Exons: 4
Coding region: 1-2217 (738 amino acids)
Biological process (GO): regulation of DNA-templated transcription; DNA-templated transcription
Molecular function (GO): DNA-binding transcription factor activity, RNA polymerase II-specific; DNA binding; zinc ion binding
Source: RefSeq, a predicted model, not a curated record
AUGAGCCGAAGGUCAUCUCUUGGUCACGCUUCGCGGUCUGAGCCCCUUCUCUCUGUUCAAAAUGAUCAGGAUCCUUUCACCUACGAUGCAGCCGAACUUGAGAGUAGAGAGGUCUUGCCCUUGACCCCGCUCGAAUCGACAUCGACAGUAUUCGGUGCAUACCAGCCCUGGGGCACACCUCGAGUUUCCAGAGAACAGCCAACGAACGCAAAAGUGGCCAUUCCCCGACUCGAACUUCCACUUGCAAGUAAUAACGGUCGAGUCAGUCGAGCAUGUCACAAUUGUCGCAAGCAGAAGAACAAGUGUUCCGGUCAUCGCCCUUCUUGCCUCCGGUGUCAGGCGGCCAAUGUUCUUUGCGUCUACGUCGACGGAAAACGAGAGAGAAACGCUAGACAACUUACAGUUAUAACGACCCAACUCCAACACUACGAAGCUCUCGUGCGCGAGAUCUAUCCCAAAUUCGACACCGAGCUGGCCAAAGUCGUCGAUCAAGCUCUCGGGCAAAUAUCUAGCCUUUCCCAGUCAUCGCCGACCGUCGCCAAAACACCAGAUGAGACGGACUCGUCAACCCGAACGCCUUCGUACGUGGAUCACACCGUGGAGGAUUUUAAUGGAGACAUUUCACUGCAAGCCAUUGGAUUUGUAGGAAAACAUUCCGCAACGGCAUGGUUGUACAGGCUUAAGUGCUUGGUUUGUCGGACAAGUCCCAACCUAGACGGCCAAUUCGACGAAUCAUCUCUUCCAUCGAUUUCUUCCUGUGCAUUAUUUAUGGAUGAUACCGCAAUCCCGCCAAUAAACGAUUUGGAUGUAUUCGCAUUUCCCUCACAAGCGGCCGCCGAUGAACUUGUGGACAGAUACUUCCAAGUUGCGCACGCCUCCUUCCCCAUCGUCGGCAAAGAAAUAUUUCUAAGCCAGUGUCGAUCAUUCUAUUCGAACUCGACGACACUCCCCGGGGGAAAAUGGAUGGCGCUAUUGAAUAUGGUGUUUGCGAUCGCUGCAAGACAUUCCGAGCUUUCCGGGGAUAAAUCUCAGCUAGAUCACACCGUCCACACGGUGUACUUUUCCCGUGCCUGGCGAUUACACACUAGUGACAGUGUGUUAUUGGAGAAUCCCAACCUGCAACAGACACAGGUAGAGGGGCUAAUAUCACUUUACUUGCUUUCCAUCGGGCAUGCCAAUAGGGCAUGGAGAGAAUGUGGUGUUGCAAUCCAGUCGGCGGUCGCGAUGGGAAUCCACCUUCGUUGCGAAAGCCCCAGCAUUACGCACGUGUCCAAAGAAACAAGAUAUCGGAUAUGGUGGGCGCUGUACGUGUUGGACACCCUGCUCUGUGUCAUUACUGGACGCAUGCCCAGAAUCCAGCAGGAACACUGCACGACCCCUUUUCCGGUGCCUUACAAGGAAGAAGAUUUCAGGGAUGGGCAUGUGAUGCGGCUUAUCUUGGACAUUCAAUCCAGAGGCCGCCUCAUGGCUUCUCUGCUCUCCUUCGAUCCUUCGGCUGAACCGAACGACCCUUUGGCCAAUUCGCCUUCUCCACAGUCCACUGCCUCACUCAAUCAACAGCUCCAGGCUAACGCCUCAUUGUACUUACUUUAUUCCAUUGACCUGGCAGCUGUGAUGAGAGAAGCAAUUGAGAUUUUGUAUUCCCCUGAAGCGGGACGAAGAUCUCGGAGUGACACCGAACUGGCCAUGACAUCGCUCAACAGCGCCGCUGACAAUUGGUUUGCACGGCUCCCUGCAACUUAUCGUUUUGCAGAGGCCAAAGAUGACCGGGCCUUUGUCCGUCAGCGCACGAGUUUGGCAUUCCAAUAUUAUUCGACCAAGCUGGUCAUUUCGAAACCUGCCCUUCGUGCUCAUAUGUCCGGUGAAGACUCUUCCACUGGCCUUGACACCCCAAUGGCAAUUAUUUGCCUUAAUUCAGCAGGGCAAAUGCUCGAUCUCUUACCCAAUGAACCAAACUUCUCCUGGCUCUUGGGUUGCUCACCUUGGUGGUGUGCUCUCCAUUACCUCACCCAAAGCACCGUAGUGCUCAUAACGCAGUUGCUCACCCAGAAUCAAGCGAGGGCUAGCGAAAGAAACGAGUCAUUGGAAAGAGUCCAAAAGGCUCUGCGAUGGUUGAAUGAGUGUUCCGUCAAGGAUCCCUCUUUCAAGCGGGCUUGGGGUCAGUUCACGGAGCUCUUGUCAUCCCAAGGAUUGAAAGGUUUAGAAGGUUUAGAAUAA